Messenger RNA from Trichoderma virens Gv29-8, 2283 nucleotides. RefSeq lists its product as uncharacterized. The record is from RefSeq and is a predicted model, not a curated record. Lineage: Eukaryota; Fungi; Ascomycota; Sordariomycetes; Hypocreales; Hypocreaceae. The coding region runs from base 1 to 2283 and encodes 760 amino acids. The transcript has 3 exons. Gene Ontology annotation, biological process: regulation of DNA-templated transcription; DNA-templated transcription. Gene Ontology annotation, cellular component: nucleus. Gene Ontology annotation, molecular function: zinc ion binding; DNA binding; DNA-binding transcription factor activity, RNA polymerase II-specific.
AUGGACCUCGACCCGCCCGCCGGGGCCGACGUGCCGCCGUAUGGCCUCGCCGGAUCGUCGCUCCCGGAAGCCCAGCCGAGCCUCGCUCAUCCCGCCGACGGCUCCGGCCUGUCGCUCGACCGCCGGCCCAAGAAGUCGUCGACGACCUGUGCCGUGUGCCGAUUCCGCAAGGUGCGCUGCAACGGCGCGCGCCCCUGCUGCGGCAAUUGCCAGCGCCUCGGCUUCCCCUGCUCCUACGAUGAUGCCGAUGUCGACGCCUGGUCCCUGUCGUUGCCGCGCCGUCGGGUCAAGCAAGCUUGUCUGAGCUGCCACAGCCGCAAGGCGCGGUGCUCCGGCCAUCUCCCCUCGUGCGAACGAUGUCGAGUCCAGGGCAUCGAAUGUGUCUACCGGCCAAACAAACGUGCCAAGCCCUCAGAGUCAGAUCGAGACGGUGCUAGGGAGAACCGCAGCCACAGAGAGAACCGAGAUCACGACGAAGGACGCAACGAUAGCCCGGCGUUGACUGAAGCAGCCAGUUCUGCGAGUCCCGGGGGAGAUAACCAUGAAGGUCCUCAUAUAGAUGAAAGCUUCAACUCCAUUGUCAGCCGUGCAUUUGACCUCUUCUUCCGCCACGUUCACCACAUGGCCAUGUUCACCUUCCUACAUCGCGCCUCUCUGAUGGAGCAAUAUCACACCGGCAAGGUCGAGAGACCGCUUCUUCUGGCCAUUGUCGGCAUCACGUCAUGCUUGACCAACAUGGGGCCCGGCAUGCGCGAGUACGGAAACCGCUGCAUCAACGAGGCCGAGGCCCUUCUGCUUGCCGACUACAGCCGUCCGUCCAUUGUCAAGAUCCAGGCGCUCGUCUUCGUCAUCAAGCAUCGCAUCCUCUGCAACAAAUUCUCCAGCGCCUUUGUCCUCCAUAGCUUUGCCUCUCGCUACGCCACUGCUCUGCGUCUCAACUAUGAGGCGCCGCAUCUUCGCUUCCUGGCCCAGGAGUCUCGCCGACGCCUCAUGUGGGCCAUGUACUGCAUCGACACCAGCAUCUGCGGCGGAUAUCCCGACUUUGUCCUCUGGAGGGCCGACCAGAUCCACGUCUAUCUGCCAUGCAACGAGCGCAACUUUGAGUUCGACCUGCCGCAGCAUACAGAGAAGCUCGUGCCGGAUACACAUCAGCCCCGGCCACCACUCGCCGAAGACGUCGGGACUUUGGCUCUUCAUGCACGCAUCCUCCACAUCCGCCAGAAGAUUAUCGAAUUCACAAAGGUGGCCCAGUACGACCGUGGCAUGGAAGCCGCCGAGCUGCAAGGUCGCAUCUUUGCGCUGGACAAGGAGCUCAACGACUUUGCCACCAACCUGCCAACCUCAUUCCAGUUCUCCGAGAACUCGCUCCGUCUCCGCGCCUACUCCCCGCGACUCUGUGUCUUUGUCAUGAUCCACAUCUGGUGGCGCCAGUGCUACUGCGAUCUCUACCGCCUCGCCCUGGUCGACAUCAGCGGUGGGCUGCCGCAGUCCAUGCUCGACAUGUUUGACCAAGGCUUCCUUGAGCACUGUCACAGGCAGUGUGUGGAUCACUCCCUGGCGCUGACUCUCAUCUUUUCGCUCAUCCAGAAGCUUGAUGCGAAGCCAGUGGCAGAUAUUGACCUUGCCAUGUGCGCUUAUCAGUGCGCGCGGAUGCUCAUGCAUCUUUUCCAGUUUGGCAUCUUCAGCCGUUUCGGCGUCGCGGCAGACACCGUCAUGGAGCAGGCCCAACUGUGUCUGCAAACCAUAAAGGACUGCUGUGUAGGGCCCGCGGUGGACUGUAUCGUAGCAGAUUUGGAGAGGCUAGUCAACCGAGACGCAAGGGCCGUAACGGGAGAAGGAAUCGUGUCCGCCGACUUGUCGCAGCAGACAAUGCCUCAAAAUAUCCAAAUCACAGACGCAUCGGAUGUGCUCGGUGCCCCCACCACGACCGGUCUGCAGCCCUUCAACCCUCCCUCAAAUGCCGUCAACAACACCGUCUCGUCUUUUACUCAUCCCGUCAUGACUGCUCCGUGGAUGUCGGAAACGGCCUUUGCGCCAGGCCUAGAUCAGCAGACUCUCCCUCCAGAGGUCCACGCCAAUCCCAGCAAGAGCGGAACUCCCAAUCUGUCUGCACCGCGGUCCGAGUAUGGACAGUCGGAUCUGAAUAAUGAGUAUGACGGUACUUUUGCAGGACUCGGGCUGGAUGAUGGAUUUGAUUAUAACAUGGGCAUGGACAUGAACAUGUGGGCUACGAAUGGAGGCAGCUGGACUGCGCCAGGAUUUGGGAGUACCUGGAUGGGAUGA